Peronospora belbahrii is the source of this 1311-nucleotide messenger RNA. The record is from the annotation of a GenBank genome assembly. NCBI's taxonomy places the organism in Eukaryota, Oomycota, Peronosporomycetes, Peronosporales, Peronosporaceae.
AUGGGCAAUGGGUCCAGUAAACAGAAGCGACGACAGUCACAGAUUGAGACAAAGACACGUCUACGUCCUAUUACGGACCGAUUUGAUACGCUUAUACCAAUUGUACAAGAUCAGUUGACGACGUUAUCACAAGUUACCGACGCGUUGAGGUGCAGUGGCCUCGAGAGUUGCAAUCUGAUUGUCGGUAUUGAUUAUACCAAAUCCAAUGAAUGGAGUGGUAAACGUACAUUUAGAGGACGUAAUUUGCAUGAAAUUGACGAACCAAGUGUCCAAAAUCCAUACGAAGACGUGAUUGAAACAAUUGGCAAAACAUUAGAGGAUUUUACCAGGGACAAUUUAAUUCCAGUAUACGGAUUUGGAGAUGAGCUCACAUGUGACCGUGCAGUAUUUGCUUUUGCUGAGCAUGAGAAUCAAACUGGAUAUUCACUGGAAAAUCUACGCUCGCGAUACCGUGAGGUGGUGCGAAAUGUCGUGAUGGCAGGUCCUACAUCCUUUGCACCCGUUAUUAAUGAAGCAGUAAAUAUUGUUCAUCGUACAGGAGAGUAUCAUAUUCUACUCAUUAUUGCAGAUGGACAAGUGACACGAUCCGUGGAUAUUCCACGCCAUGCAGUGAGCAAGAAUGAGAAAGAAACGAUUGAUGCCAUUACUUAUGCGAGCAAUUUUCCAUUGAGUAUUAUUAUGGUCGGUGUUGGUGAUGGCCCAUGGGACUCGAUGAUUUAUUUCGACAAGUAUCUCUUGCAUAGAAAGUUUGAUAACUUUCGAUUUGUAGAGUACCACAAGAUUACAUCACAAUUCAAUGAUCUACAGAUGAAAGAGGCGCAGUUUGCAGUGCAGGCGUUGAUGGAAAUACCUGAUCAAUAUCGAGCAAUUAAGGCGAUGAAGUAUCUGGAUCACAAAGCAUACAUGGGACGCACCGAUCUCCCACGUGUAGACAUUUUUCCGCCGCCUCAACGUAUUGAGAACGUCCGCCAAAGCCACAACGUGGACGUCAGGCAGCACAUUUUGCAGCAGACUUGUAGCGAAGCUGAUGCAACGCCAACGAUGCAAUAUAUACAAGCAACACCACCAUCAGCACCACUUUUGAGCUCCACAGACGAUGUAUGCAACAUAUUGACGUGUCCAAUGCUGUUGCGAGCUGAGGAAGAGCUCGCACGACUUCAAGAAACGUUGCUAUGCCCCAUCUGUGAAGAGAGAAAGAAGGAUAUGGUGUUCCAAUGCGGGCACGAAACGUGUCAGAUAUGCUGCGAGUUGCUCUCGCACUGCCCUCUCUGUCGGCAAGAGAUUCUGGUGCGCAUCAAACGCUUUGGUUAG